Maniola jurtina (meadow brown) is the source of this 1475-nucleotide messenger RNA. It is a transcript of the gene NPFR, whose product is annotated as neuropeptide F receptor. Bases 328 to 1473 code for a protein of 381 amino acids. Gene Ontology annotation, cellular component: membrane. The record is from RefSeq and is a predicted model, not a curated record. NCBI's taxonomy places the organism in Eukaryota, Metazoa, Arthropoda, Insecta, Lepidoptera, Nymphalidae. Gene Ontology annotation, biological process: G protein-coupled receptor signaling pathway. Gene Ontology annotation, molecular function: neuropeptide Y receptor activity. The transcript has 4 exons.
UGAAAGAGAAAACACGUCUCUUCCAGAGCGAAAUCCGUUACGAAACUUAAACCGUACUAUGCGCGCUUAAUUCAAAACGUGUCCCGACUCCUAAUAUCAAAAUUAAACAUUUUUAAUUAAAUUUUGCUUUCUCUGACCGUGGAUAAGUGGAUUCUUAUUAUUUGUUUCUUUAUUUCUGUUUUCGUUAUAAAGUGCACAAACAAAAUAGGUGAAAUAAGUAACAUUUACAGUAAUUAUGGGAAGUGGUCAAAAAGGCCCGUAUGCAGUGGUCAAAAUAUAAACUGGACGCUAUGUUAUUACCAUAUAAAGAGGAUUGUAACCGUCCCAAUGCCGUUUUAUGAUGAUAUGGGGGAGGACCCCAGUCUUAACUUCACUUACCAACUGAACCUCACAUCGCUGAUCGAGGCGUCCCGGGGAGUGGAGAAUCCUAAUGUACUCUUGGAGAAGUUCUCACAGAACAGAAAAGUCGAUGAGCCGACGAGAGCCUUACUUCUCACCUUUUAUGGAAUCCUGGUAGUCAUCGGCGCAGUUGGAAAUGCAUUGGUGGUCAUUUCUGUGGUCAGAAAACCAGCAAUGAGAACAGCACGGAACAUGUUCAUAGUCAACCUCGCUGUGUCCGACGCGCUGGUCUGUUGCGUUGGCACCCCACUCACCUUGAUGGAGCUUUUGACCAAACAUUGGCCAUUGCCGUCUUGGCCAAGCCUGUGCAAAGCAUGCGGCGCUAUCCAGGCUAUAUCAAUAUUCGUGUCAACUAUUUCCAUCACCGCGAUUGCUUUGGAUCGAUAUCAGUUGAUCGUGUACCCAACGCGCCCUGGAUUGCAAACAAUGGGAGCACUAGUCACAAUGUUCUUCAUAUGGGUCACGGCAUUCAUCCUUGCAUCACCCCUCUACAUAUUUAGAAGCUUAAAAACCCAUACAGUUGGUAUAUUAGGCUUCGACAAGAUACAUUUCUGUAUCGAAGACUGGCCGUAUGAAAAAGGACGGGCCAGCUAUUCUGUAUUUAGUCUAAUAUUCCAAUAUGUUGUGCCAGUUUUAGUCGUCGUGAUGGCACAUGUGCAAAUCCACAGAAGAUUACGUGGAAGGAGAAGGACUACUAGAAAAACACCUGCAAUUCUUGUAGCUAUAGCUGUUACUUAUGUAAUAAGUUGGCUGCCAUUGAACGUGUUCAACUUGGUAGCUGAUUUCAGUACGCAACCUAUUCUGGAAGAGCAACCAUUGACAAUAACGUAUGCGAUUUGCCACAUGUUUGGAAUGUCCAGCGCUGUAUCCAAUCCAUUACUUUACGGGUGGCUGAACGACAAUUUUAGGAAGGAGUUCGAAGAGAUCCUUUGCUGCUGCAGGAUCAAAGGGCCAUUGAAGAAGAACAUGAGGACUAAUAACAGAAAAAUGGAAACGGAGCUGACCGCGUUAGCUCAGUUGGAACACACGGUUACUACGAAUACAAAAACGUCACAAUGCUCGCAAAUUUUCUGACU